Messenger RNA from Symsagittifera roscoffensis, 2386 nucleotides. Its product is annotated as beta-galactosidase-like. Lineage: Eukaryota; Metazoa; Xenacoelomorpha; Acoela; Convolutidae. Gene Ontology annotation, molecular function: beta-galactosidase activity. Bases 142 to 1851 code for a protein of 569 amino acids. The record is from RefSeq and is a predicted model, not a curated record. Gene Ontology annotation, cellular component: vacuole. Gene Ontology annotation, biological process: carbohydrate metabolic process. The transcript is spliced from 7 exons.
CUUUUUGCUUGAAACGAUUUUCCCCCCUUUUUACAAUUUGGAGUGGGGGGAUAGUUAUCAGGACCCUUUUCCAGAUACGUCUCUGGGAGUUUCCACUAUUCGCGCACUCCUAGGAGUCAGUGGCAGGACAGACUGAGUAAAAUGAAGGCGGGAGGUUUGAAUGCGGUCCAGACUUACGUUAUGUGGAAUUUCCAUACUCAAAAAGAAGGAGUGUAUGACUUCACUGGAGAUCGUGACAUCCAACAUUUUCUGCAACUUGCCAAUGACACCGGACUCCAGGUGAUCCUGCGAGCAGGUCCCUACUCGUGUGCCGAGUGGGAAUUCGGAGGGUUCCCUUGGUUCCUCAGACAAAAUAGUGACGUCAUUCUACGAUCAUCAGAUCCCACCUACCUCUCCUACGUCGACGCUUGGAUGGAUGAAUUAUUGCCCAAAUUGGAACCUUAUCUGUACAACAAUGGAGGUCCGAUUAUAACUGUUCAGUUUGAAAACGAGUAUGGCAGUUACUCCAUUUGUGACACGGCGUACCUGCAGCACCUGGUUCAUAAGUUCAGAGAGCAUCUGGGUCCAGAUGUUGUUUUGUUCACAACGGAUGGAUACUCAGCAGUCUAUCUCGAAUGUGGUGCUCUCAAAUCCGAACUGGUCACUGUGGACUUUGGCCCUGGCGGGGAUCCGGCAAAAGAGUUCGAGGACAAAGAGAAGUUCCAACCAUAUGCACCACUGGUCAAUUCCGAGUUUUACACUGGCUGGCUAAACCAAUGGGGUUAUCCUUUCACAUACGUCUCCGCAGACUCCGUCACUGAAACACUGGACCAAAUACUCGCUCUCAACGCCUCAGUUAACUUCUACAUGUACGUGGGUGGAACGAACUUCGCCUACUGGAGUGGCUCCGUUCCAGGCGACGAUGCCGAUGUCUACGAUAUUACGUCAUACGAUUAUGACUCACCAAUCAGCGAAUCGGGAGAUACGACUUGGAAGUAUUUUGCCAUCAAAGAGACUGUUUCGAAAUAUUUACCUACACCUGUCGAAUCAGUACCUGCAAACUCGACCAAAACUUCCUUAAAAGGAAUAAAACUGGACUCCAAAGGAACCUUGUUAAUCUACUUCGACUUCAUCGCGAGUGAAGACGACUACCAAAGUGCAAAAUACCCCAAGUCUAUGGAGGAACUUGGGUUCGACUACGGGUUCGUUAUGUACCGAUAUGAACUGAAGAAAGACUACCCUAAAAACGUGACUCUCGCUUUUCCUGUUAACGGAAUCGGAGAUCGAGUUUUGAUUCAAACUGCCAUGUCUCAUAAUCACUCCGCUGCUUCUUAUCUCGCGACCCUAGAUAACGAUCACAAGGAGGCUAAGUCCCUGGAUAUCGAGGUCGGAUUGCAGAAAGGGCAUUUUAUUGUCUUGUUUGUGGAGAAUAGAGGACGCCUGAAUGGUGGGAAACAGAUGCAGACUCAGCAGAAAGGGAUUUUGGGUAAUAUUACCCUAGACGGAGAGAUUCUCGAAGACUGGGACAUGAUCCAUCUCAAAAUGGAGGGACUCGGCUCUCAGAUCCUGCCUCCCCCUGAUGUGCCCCCCUCAGUUGCCCCAGUGCCCAUUGUGUACCAGGCGGAGGUGGAGAUGGACAUAGAAGACACUUUUCUCAACUUCACCUCUUUUUCCAGAGGAGUCGCAUUGGUGGAUAACUUCAAUCUCGGCAGGUACUGGCCCUCCAAGGGACCCCAGCAGACUCUGUAUGUCCCUAAAGGGAUCCGAAACUCCACCAAAUUCAUCCUCACUCUUGUCGAGUUCGAGGAGAGAAGUGAGGCAGAGACCGUUGACUUCCUGGACUACCCCGUUCUCAAUGUACUGCCCAACUGAUCCAGAGGGAACCAGAAAUCAUAUUCAACAAAAACUUGAAGAAGAAAGAGAACCAAAGGCUAACAACAAUCAAACGAGUUCAAAAGAUAAUUGAAGGAAUACAAUUCCGACAACAUUCAUUUAUAUAUUUAAUGUAUACAGUCAAAUCUCGAUUUAGCGGACUCCCGAUUUAACGUAAACCUCGGUUUUACGUAAUUCCUUUUCCGGUUCCAAACUUUCCCCUUAGUAAAACCUUCAUUUUACGUAAUUUUGAUUUAACGUAUAACCUUGGUAUUACGUAACUGCUGCAUCGGACCAAAACCAAUGUUUGCAAUGUAAAUAAACCUUUCUUUAACGUCACUCUUCAGCAAGCGAACCUUUCGCUGAACCAGAAGCAGAUAAUGACAAUGAAAAUGAUGUUUUUUGGUGGAAUCUGGAAGUGAAGCACCGACGACUCAGGAGUUCACUGUUCCCGGGCUCCAAACAGUUCAUCAAAGCAUCGAAGUUUUGCGAUUAUUUUGAUACUUAUGUAUGUACCACCCAUGAAUGAUGAAUA